This is a messenger RNA of Coregonus sp. 'balchen', 6325 nucleotides long. The record is from the annotation of a GenBank genome assembly. Lineage: Eukaryota; Metazoa; Chordata; Actinopteri; Salmoniformes; Salmonidae.
ACAGUAAAGCUGAAGGCAGAGGCUCGUUUGGACCUGCUGAGACAGGUGGGCGUUGCCGUGGAGACCUGGCUGAAGAGCGCCAUGAACCAGGUGAUGGAGGAGCUGGAGAAUGAGCGCUGGGCUACACUAAACUACACUACCCACGAUCCCUCACUCUCGGUGAGACACAUGCCCUCCCUCCCUCCCUCUCACUACACCACCUUCCCUCACUCGGGAGGAAAAUACACUACACUCCCUGUCAUCACCACAGACUGUUUCUUUACCACAGGGCAGCCAAGGCCCGUGUGUGUGCUGCAGAACUUUGGUCCUGUGUGCCUAGUUAUCACGUGUGUGUGUGUGUGUGUGUGUGUGUGUGUGUGUGUCAGCAGGAUGUUGAGGUAAGCGGUCUCCGCUCCUCUUCAUCACUUAACAUUCUGUUCACAUGACACUGCAGCAACCACCAGAGAAAGAGAGCAUGGGAGAGGAAGUGAGAGAGAGAAGGUGAGAGGGAGGGGAGAGUGAUAAUGGGAAACUGAAACCAAAGGAGAGGAGGAGAGUGAUAAUGGGAAACUGAAACCAAAGGAGAGGAGGAGGGUGGAGAGGGGGAGAGUGUGGAUGAGAGAAAGGAGGAGAAGAGUGACAGAGAAUUAGUAGAGGGAGUUCUAUCUGUUCCCAGACCAGUCUGGUUGAUCAGUGUGAUGGAGAAUGAAGUAGUUUUUCCUCAAGGUGAUAACUACUAGGAUAAUAUAGUACAAUCCUCUUCUAACAAUCCCUUCUGGCCAUGAUGAUAAUACCUGUUACCUAUUGAUUUCUACGUUUGGUUUUUUGCUUGACACCUACAAGGUGUUUUUAUAUAGCUAUUAUUAUUAAAAGCAGAAUCAACUGUUUCUUUUUUAACUCAUCAUUCCAAGCUAAAUGUGUUAACCUAGAUAAGAAGAGGAAACUCCUUCCUCUGCUUACAAUAGGAGGAACUAUAUGCAGGAAGGGGAACACCUGAUUGGUCACACACACACAGCUGUUAUUUUUCUACUCCGAAGGAGGUGUAGAGUUUAGUGAUGACUAAGCUUCUUAUCAGGAACAUAGUGAGUUUUGAACACAAACAGAACAAAACACACACACACACACACACGUGUUUUGUCCUGGUUGGGUUGCUAUUUCUGGUCCGAAGGGGGGCGGGCCCAUAUGCCACCUGGAUCACCUGAUCUCUCUGAGCCAAUGAGGUUCCCUGAGGACAGGUAAAGGAGGGGUCAGGACGUAAAGGUUUUACAGCGACACCCUUCACAUCACCUGACUCAGAAGGACAAGGAGAGAGAACCGGAGAGAACCACACUGGAGCAUUGGACCUAGCUCAUUGUGACGUGUGUGUGUGUGUGUAGGGCCCGGUUGACCUGGAGCGGUCGGAGGGUGAGGAGUGUGAAGAGAACAUGGAGGUGUUUGAUGACAGCAGCUCCAGCCCCUCUGGCACCCUCAGGAACUACCCACUCACCUGCAAAGUCCUCUACUCAUACAAGGUAAUACACACACACACACACACACACACACACACCACACUUUUGCCCUCAGAACAGCCUCAAUUCGUCGGGGCAUGGACUCUACAAGGUGUUGAAAGCGUUCCACAGGGAUGCUGGCCCAUGUUGACUCCAAUUCUUCCCACAGUUGGCUGGAUGUCCUUUGGGUGGUGGACCGAUCUUGAUACACACGGGAAACUGUUGAGCGUGAAAAACCUAGCAGUGUUGCAUUUCUUGACACAACCGUUGCGCCUGGCACCUACUACCAUACCCCGUUCAAAGGCACUUCAAUCUUUUGUCUUGCCCAUUCACCCUCUGAAAGGCACACAUACGCAAUCCAUGUCUCAGUUGUCUCGAGGCUUAAAAAUCUUUCUUUAACCUGUCUCCUCCCCUUCAUCUACACUGAUUUAACAAGUGACAUCAAUAAGGGAUCAUAGCCUUCACCUGGAUUCGCCUGGUCAGUCUGGAAUGGAAAGAGCAGAGCUGUGUUCGAAUACUCAUACUAACCGUACUAUUUGUGACGUCAAUUGCGUAUAUAUAGUAUGCUUAUUGGUCAUAGUAUGGAUAUAGUUAGUAUGCCAAAAGUUCCCGGAUGUCAUACUACAUUCGGCAAGAUACGAAGUAUACAAGCAGUGGACACUAUUUCCGUGCUUUUAGUGCCCAUAAUGCAAUUCUUCCGAAAAUGGGCGUGGCUUCACAACGUUUUCAGAUUUGAAGAAAAUGCAGGAAAAUAUGCAGCCGAAGUCCAACGAGAGCGGAUACAAAUUCAUUGCUUUAACAAAUUAUGAAAAUGUUGAGCAAUGUAAUAAAGUAAUGACUUUUCAAAUAAGUUACCUUACACGUUAUGUUUGGCUGACAAUUUGUUAGCUACUCUAUCCUUACGAACCGCAUGUAAUUACAGAAGUAUGUACCGGUAUGUCAGCUACCUGUUAUGAUGAGUUUCUCGGGUAUCAAGUAAUUCAGGAUGCAAGAAUAUACUUAAAAAUUAUAUGGAGAGUUCAUACAAAUAUGUAAUAGGUACGGUACCGUGGUUCGUCUUAACAAAAGGGCACAUGCUUUGCCUCUUUCAUCCAAACUACUGAACAAAGGACAUCUCUUAGUUUAUAUACUUCAUGUUACACAUUUCUUCAACAACAUCUGUUAACCCUCAGUGGGCACUCCCUUCUUUGAUGGUAUUACCCUGUACCCAAGUCAGUAUAUUCUAUCUAUCAAUCAUUCUAAGAUAAACCACCAGUAAGCUCCCUCGACAUACUGGAAUCCAGACUGUGGCACCAAGAGUCACUUAUCUCAUAAAUUUAAACUUGUUCCCACAACACUGUGAAAAGACAUCAUAACGCUACCUAAAUAACGUUAGUUAGCUACUAAUACAUCAAACUUGCCAGUAUAUUAACUAUAUGCUAUCUAACUAACUACCCAACGUUUAUUGACUUGAUUAUUCCCGUCAUUCUUAGUUUAGCUAAGUGGUAUAGUCGUUGUGCGUUCUCAAUGGACAGUCGCUCUGGCGAUCUACUCCGAUUUCAGAGCACUCUCGUCUGAGUGUACGUGUGCCAGAGCGCAGCAUAACUGAUGAAUUUACGAACGCUCAACACCAGUUGAAUGUGGCCGGUGUCAGUAAACAUGGGCAAAAAAAGCGUAAUUAAAUUGCUCUGGAUACCAUGAAAACAGCCUAACCAGCUCUGCUAGGGCGAUUAAAAUGGUCAGAGUGAGCUGUUUGGACAUAUCUACGCAUUCAAGGGUUUUUCUUAAUUUUUCUUAUUUUCUACAUUGUAGAAUAAUAGUGAAGACAUCAAAACUAUGAAAUAACACAUAUGGAAUCAUGUGGUAACCAAAAAAGUGUUAAACAAAUCCAAAUAUAUUUUAGAUUCUUCAAAGUAGCCACCCUUUGCCUUGAUGACAGCUUUGCACACUCUUGGCAUUCUCUCAACCAGCUUCAUGAGGAAUGCUUUUCCAACAGUCUUGAAGGAGUUCCCACAUAUGCUGAGCACUUGUUAGCUGCUUUUCCUUCACUCUGCGGUCCAAUUCAUCCCAAACCAUCUCAAUUGGGUUGAGGUCGGGUGAUUGUGGAGGCCAGGUCAUCUGAUGCAGCACUCCAUCACUCUCCUUCUUGGUCAAAUAGCCCUUACACAGCCUGGAGGUGCGUUGUGGGUCAUUGUCCUGUUGAAAAACAAAUGAUAGUCCCACUAAGCGCAAAACAGAUGGGAUGGUGUAUCACUGCAGAAUGCUGUGGUAGCCAUGCUGGUUAAGUAUGCCUUGAAUUCUAAAUAAAUCACAGACAGUGUCACCAGCAAAGCACCCCCACACCAUCACACCACCUCCUCCAUGCUUCACGGUGGGAACCACACAUGCGGAGAUAAUCCGUUCACAUACUCUGCGUCUCACAAAGACAUGGCGGUUGGAACCAAAAAUCUCACAUUUGGACUCAUCAGACCAAAGGACAGAUUUCCACCACUCUAAUGUCCAUUGCUCGUGUUUCUUGGCCCAAGCAAGUCUCUUCUUCUUAUUGGUGUCCUUUAGUAGUGGUUUCUUUGCAGCAAUUCGACCAUGAAGGCCUGAUUCACGCAGUCUCCUCUGAACAGAAGAUGUUGAGAUGUGUCUGUGACUUGAACUCUGUGAAGCAUUUAUUUGGGCUGCAAUCUGAGGUGCAGUUAACUCUAAUUAACUUAUCCUCUGCAGCAGAGGUAACUCUGGGUCUUCCAUUCCUGUGGCGGUCCUCAUGAGAGCCAGUUUCAUCAUAGUGCUUGAUGGUUUUUGCGACUGCACUUGAAGAAACUUUCAAAGUUCUUGAAAUGUUCCGUAUUGACUGACCUGCAUGUCUUAAAGUAAUGAUGUACUGCCGUUUCUCUCAUAAAAUGGACUUGGACUUUUCCCAAAUAGGGCUAUCUUCUGUAUACCACCCCUACCUUGUCACAACACAACUGAUUGGCUCAAACGCAUUAAGAAGGAAAGAAAAUGCAUUCCAGGUGACUACCUCAUGAAGCUGGUUGAGAGAAUGCCAAGAGUGUGCAAAGCUGUCAUCAAGGCAAAGGGUGGCUACUUUGAAGAAUCUCAAAUAUAAAAUAUAUUUUGAUUUGUUUAACACUUUUUUUGUUACCACAUGAUUCCAUAUGUCUUAUUUCAUAGUGUUGAUGUCUUCACUAUUAUUCUACAUGUAGAAAAUAGUAAAAAUAAAGAAAAACCCUUGAAUGAGUAGGUGUGUCCAAACUUUUGACUGGUACUGUAUUUCCACACACAUUCUUUAUCUAGACAGAUUAUGUAGUAAUAUGUACAUUAAGAUGAAGGUGUGUAAAAGAGCUGUGUAACCUUUGUUUGCUCCCACAAGGCCAGGCCAGUUCAGGUCAGGAUCAGGGGGCUCCACCUAUCAAGGUCAGGUCAGGAGGCUCCACCCAUCAGGGUCAGGGGGCUCCACCCAUCAGGGUCAGGGGGCUCCACCCAUCAGGGUUAGGGAGCUCCACCCAUCAGGGUUAGGGGGCCCCACCUAUCAAGGUCAGGUCAGGGGGUCCACCCAUCAGGGUCAGGGGGCUCCACCCAUCAGGGUCAGGGGGCUCCACCCAUCAGGGUCACGGGGCUCCACCCAUCAGGGCCAGGGGGCUCCACCCAUCAGGGUCAGGGGGCUCCACCCAUCAGGGCUAAGGGGCUCCACCCAUCAGGGCCAGGGGGCUCCACCCAUCAGGGUCAGGGGGCUCCACCCAUCAGGGUCACGGGGCUCCACCCAUCAGGACUAAGGGGCUCCACCCAUCAGGGUCAGGGGGCUCCACCCAUCAGGGCUAGGGGGCUCCACCCAUCAGGGUCAGGGGGCUCCAACCAUCAGGGUCAGGGGGCUCCACCUAUCAGGGUUAGGGAGCCCCACCUAUCAGGGUCAGGGGGCCCCACCUAUCAAGGUCAGGUCAGGAGGCCCCACCCAUCAGGGUCACGGGGCUCCACCCAUCAGGGCUAAGGGGCUCCACCCAUCAGGGUCAGGGGGCUCCACCCAUCAGGGCUAAGGGGCUCCACCUAUCAAGGUCAGGUCAGGAGGCUCCAACCAUCAGGGCUCAGGGGGUCAACCUAUCAAGGUAGGUCAGGAGGCUCCACACAUCAGGGGCUAGGGGUCCACCCAUCAGGGUUCAGGGGGCUCCACAAUCAGGGUCAGGGGGAUCCACUUCAGGGUCAGGGGGCCCACCUAUCAAGGUCAGGUCAGGAGGCCCCACCCAUCAGGGUUAGGGGGCCCCACCUAUCAAGGUCAGGUUAGGGGGCUCCACUCAUCAGGUCAGGGUCAGGAGGCUCCACCCAUCAGGGUCAGGGAGCUCCACCCAUAGGUCAGAGGGUAAGGGAGUCUACCAUAGGGUCAGGGAGCUCCACCCAUCAGGUCACGGUCAGGGAGAUCCACCCAUCAGGGUCAGGGAGCUCCAUCCAUCAGGUCAGGGUCAGGGAGCUCUACCCAUCAGGGUCAGGGAGCUCUACCCGUCAGGGUCAGGGAGCUCCACCCAUCAGGUCACAGUCAGGGAGCUCUACCCGUCAGGGUCAGGGAGCUCUACCCGUCAGGGUCAGGGAGCUCCACCCAUCAGGUCAUGGUCAGGGAGCUCUACCCGUCAGGGUCAGGGAGCUCUACCCAUCAGGAAGGGAGCUCUACCCGUAAGGGGCAGGAGCUUACCGUCAGGGUCGGGAGCUCUACCCAUAGGGCAGGGAGAUCUUACCCGUCAGGGUCAGGGAGCUCCACCCAUCAGGUCAUGGUCAGGGAGCUCUACCCGUCAGGGUUAGGAUGCUCCACCCAUCAGGGUCAGGGAGCUCCACCCAUCAGGUCAGGGCUAGGGGACUCUACCCAUCAGGAUCAGGGUCAGGGUCAGGGGGCUCCACCCAUCAGG